CCGCAGGCAAACCUGGCCCAAUUGGGUUUAGUAGUUUGAAUUAUGAUACAGCUGAACUUAUAGUCUCGCGUAUGCCACCUCCUACGCGUUGCAAGAGCUAGAGAUAAGCCGCCUCUAGUUGGAGCGACAGAAUGCAAACACGCCGAUUAUCGCCGUCAUGUAGCUCGGCAUGUUCCACGAGCGGUAGACAACAUAAUUCAGGACUAGUCGUGUUGCCUUUGCGACGCAACUCACUUCGUGUGCAUGCCCGAAAGCAGCACGCUGGCGAUGUGAAUUUUCCGCUAGCUGCCCAACAACUACCACCAGAGACCAUAAUUACAGACUAUCCAGAUGAAUUGGAGGAGGAUGGCCUUACUUCUGCAACGCUUGCAUCGACGGAUGAGGUGGAGCUGCUUACCCCGGAGGUGCUGGACUCCGACGAAGGUUCAAUGGAAACAAUUGAUGAAGAGAAUCCAUAUUCACCUGAGGAUGCGCUGAGCUUCCCCGUCGAGGGCCUAGCCGGCGGCGAACCCGCCCUAGAGCAGCUCCUGGCCGAGGGCGGCUCCGACCUCUCGCCCGACCGCAUCGCCUCCAUCUUCCCCUUCCCGCUGGACCCCUUCCAGCGCCGCGCACUAGAGCUCUUCCUGGAGGGGCGCUCCGUGGUGGUCUGUGCGCCCACGGGCGCCGGCAAGACGGCCAUAGCGGAGGCGGCGGCGGCGGCGGCGCUGGCUCGGGGGCAGCGGGUGAUCUACACCACCCCGCUCAAGGCGCUGUCCAACCAAAAGCUCUUCGAGACGCGGCGGCGCUUCGGCCACGCGCGCUGCGGGCUGCAGACGGGCGACGCCAACCUGAACCCGGACGCGGCCAUCGUGGUGAUGACCACCGAGAUCCUGCGCAACAUCAUGUACCGCACCGCGGAGCUGGCGGAGCAGGGCAGCAGCAACUCGGGCAGCCAGUCCACCCGCGAGGCCCGGCUGGGCGAUGUGGGCCUCAUCGUGUUGGACGAGGUACACUACCUGGGCGACCCCAGUCGGGGCAGCGUGUGGGAGGAGGUGAUCAUCAACUGCCCGCGCCACAUCCAGCUGCUGUGCAUGAGCGCAACCGUGCAAAACCCUGGAGACCUGGGGGACUGGAUCGCGAAGGAGCACAUGCCCUGCGAAACCAUCCAAACGCGCUUCCGCCCCGUUCCCCUGCACUGGCACUUCGCAUACUACAAGCAACCCAAGGGCGUGCACAUCGACGACUUGCUCCUCACCUUCCACAGCGGCAAGCAAACACUCAACCCCAAGCUGAGCAACAAAACGGUCCUCGCGGAGGAAGCCCGCAGCAUGUUAGCCCAGGGGGCGCUCACCCCGGGCAGCUUCCCAUCAUACCGGGGGCGUGGAGGUGGCAGGGGUGGCAGGGGCGGCUCCAACCGCUCCUCAUCCUUUUCCUCCUCUUGGUCUCCUUCCGGCUCUCGCUCCUCUCCCACAGCCUCCUUCGCCGCCUCUUCGUCUUCUUUUGAUCCGGAUUGGGGUGCUGGGAUGGGCGAGUGGGAUCUGGAUCGGGAGGUGGAGGCGCUACUGGAAAGGGACCCUCAGGCCCUGCAGCGGCGAGUGAACCUGCGCCGGCUGCCCGACAUGGGUAAGACCAUCGCCGCCCUGGCUCGGGGCAACAUGCUGCCAGCCAUCUGGUUCAUACUGAGCAGGCGCGAGUGCGACUCCAGUGCCCUGCGCGCCGCCUCCUCCGCAUCCGCGGUUCGGCUGACCAGUCCGCAGGAGGCGGCGGCCAUCGCGGCGGAGGUGGCGGCGCUGCGGGCGGAUCAGGCGGAGGCAGUGAGGGAGGAAAUGGUGCCGGCCCUGCUGUCCGGCAUGGCCAGCCAUCACGCGGGGCAGCUGCCGGGGUGGCGGGCGCUGGUGGAGCGGCUGUUCCAGCGGGGGCUGCUGAAGAUCGUGUUUGCGACGGGCACGCUUGCCGCCGGCAUCAACAUGCCCGCCCGCACCACCGUGCUGUCCGGACUGUCGCGCUACACGCCCGAGGGCCCGCAGCUGCUGCCGCACAACGAGCUGCUGCAGAUGGCGGGGCGGGCGGGGCGGCGGGGGUACGACAGCGAGGGGCACUGCGUGGUACUGCAGAACAAGUUCGAGGGCGCGGAGGAGGCGUGGCAGAUCAUCCGCGCCGGCCCCGAGCCGCUGUCCAGCCGCUUCUCAGUGAGCUACGGACUGGUGCUGAACCUCCUGUCCGUGAACAGCCUGGAGCAGGCGCAUGAGUUCGUGAGUCGCUCCUUCGGUAACUACCUGGCAACGGAGGGUCAGGCGCGGCGGGAGGCGGAGGCGGAGGAGCUGGAGGCUGAGGCGCGGGCGCUGGUGGAGGCGUUCAAGAACUCGGCGACAGCCAGGGCCAAGGAGCUCAACGCGAAAGUCAAGGAGGUCAAGGACGAGCUCCGGCGACUGCGAGCGGCCCAACUAACCGCCCAAUGCCAAGCCGCCCAACAACUCCUAACCGACCAACCGUCGCCUCGCAUUGUCGUACUCAACCUAGCAGCCGGCGGCGCCAUCGCCCUAGCGAGCAGCGGCAAUGCCACAGGCGGACUUCCGAAACCGUUGCUCAUGCCCGCGCUGUUGGUUGGUGAAACAGAACCGCCUGCUGAGGUAGUUGCAGCGGCGGCAGCGGGUGGUAACGGUCAUAACGGAAUUGUGAAUGUACGACAAGGCGGUAACCGUACGAUAAUUCCCCCGCCGGGUCCGUACUACAUGUGUUUGUCGGCGGACAACCGGCUGAUGCGUGUGAGCGUGGCGUGUAUUGCGGGGGUGUUGGAGGGGGCGGAGGGGGUGGGGGCCGAGGAGGAUGCGGCGAAGGUUCGGGCGGCGGCGGAGAGAGUGCGCCCCAACGCGUGGAGUAACGUGGAGGCUGGCUCCUGGGCCCUGCAGGCCGCCCUGGGCAGUCCCGCCACCUCCCCAGCCACCCGACCGCUGCAGGCACGACUGCCCUGGAGGUUCGUGGAGGGGGGCAAGGCGUUCGUGGCGCAGAUCGCAGCUCAGCGACGCGAGGUGAAGGCGGCGGUGGUGGAGCUGGAGGAGCAGCGGAGGCUGGCGGCAGGGGGCGGUAACAAGGGGGACGGAUCGCUGGAGAAGAUGGCUCGUGCCAAGCGGCUGCUGAAGCGCGCCGAGAAGUUGCGCCAGGAGGGCAGCGCCAGCAGCCAGCUGGAGAGCACCUGGAAGACAUUCCAGAUGACUAUGGAGAUCCUGAUCGCCACGGAUGCGCUUGAGGUGGGGUCGCUGCGGGUGCUGCCGCUGGGGCUGCUGGCGCGGAAUAUUCAGGGCGGCAAUGAGCUGUGGCUGGCUCUGGCGCUCUCCCACCCCGCCCUGGAGCGCCUGUCCGGCCCCGCACUGGGUGCGCUGCUGGGGGCGCUGCUGAGCCCCGAGGUCAUCAACAAGCCAACCAACCUGUGGGCCGCAUACCCGGUGUCACCAGAAGUUGAGGAGGCGGUAGCGGCCCUGGAGCCCCGCCGUCAGCUGCUGCUGGAGCUGCAGACGGAUGCGGGGCUGACCCGCUGGAACGAUGCACUGCUGGUGGACCUGAGGCUGGCGGGUCUGGUUGAGGCAUGGGCUAGCGGCGCCAGCUGGUCGCAGGUGAUCCGCGACUCGGGGCUGGAUGACGGCGACCUGGCUCGUCUGCUGAUGCGUACCUCGGACCUGCUGCGGCAGCUGCUGCACAGUGCGCACCUGCUGCCGGCGCUGCGGGAGGCGGCGGCGGAGGCGCUGAGGGGCAUCGACCGCAAGCCGGUGGCGGAUCAGACGUUGUAG
Molecule: messenger RNA, 3764 nt
Organism: Astrephomene gubernaculifera
Lineage: Eukaryota; Viridiplantae; Chlorophyta; Chlorophyceae; Chlamydomonadales; Astrephomenaceae
Source: the annotation of a GenBank genome assembly